Symphalangus syndactylus (siamang) is the source of this 1970-nucleotide messenger RNA. RefSeq lists its product as uncharacterized. The record is from RefSeq and is a predicted model, not a curated record. NCBI's taxonomy places the organism in Eukaryota, Metazoa, Chordata, Mammalia, Primates, Hylobatidae.
AUGGCCCAGAGCCACAUCUUGCCCGUGGUACACGCUCUCGGGGACCACACGCUGAGAGCUUCAAGGGCAGGGCACAGGAGCCCUCGCCAGGAUGAUCAAAGCGGCAGCCAACCCAGCGGGAAAACAUGCAACAUCACCCUCGUGACCAGGGCUUUUGAUCUGGGAAGGUCGGAGCGGAUUGGGAACAUUUGCUCAUCAUUCCUCUCCCUUUGCUGUGCAGCGCGGAACUGUCUCCAAGUCUCAGAUCCCGUAAUUAUACGUUGGACUGCGCGUGUCUUACAAGAUCUUUGCGGUACCCUGCGGAGGAACGGCGUCUGGGAUUCUGCCAGUUGCAGGGUUCUGCUGGCAGAGGAACAUGACAUGUGCAGCUCAGGGGUCAGGGAAUUUUACCUGGAGGAUCUUCAGGACCUACAGUCCUGGCCGGGCCUCCCAACCCUGCUGGCCAGCAGUGAAGACCACCGUCAACUCUGUGCAGGCCUGUUUUCCAAGGGUCUUCAUUCUAAAAUCAACCAUUGCUGCUGGGUGCAGCUGCCCAAGGGGGCACUGCGGGGCCCGAUGCUGCCCUCCAUCCAGAGGCCAGUGGCCGGCCUGCGCAAGGACACGCAGCAGGUGAACCCUCUGCAAAGCGAGGAGCAGGGCUGGGGCGGGCCGGGGGGCGCCUCUCGGCGCCCCUCCCCUGCCCGGCCGCAGAGCCCGGCCCCGCCCGGGCCCUGCUCGCCGCCCGCCCUGCGCCGCCACUGCGCAAGCCGGCUGCCGGCGAGGGGUAACCCUAAGGGGAAUGGGGUCGGAGGUCAGAGGUCAGCGGGCGCGGGGUCGCCGGCCGUGAGACCGGCCCCUCCACCCUCGGGGACUGCUGGCUGCGCAGCGUGGCCGGCCGGACCGCCCUACCGCGGACCGGGGCUGCCGGGGCGCCACGUGGUGCGCACGUGGUCCGGCCCCGGCGCGGCGGCUCCCCUCCCCCACAGCGCGAGCCGGGCCGCAGCGCCCUCUGGCGGCGCCGCGUUGCAUAUUGCGCGUGCGCACAACCGUCGCGAGACGCCUUCCGGUGGCGCGGCGGGGUCCCUUGCCCCCUCGCGACGGCUGCGUCGGGAUGUUCCGGGGCGGUGGGGCCGCCUGCCCAAUGUCGGGCGCGCGAGUGACAGGUGGAGGCCGGAUUUGUGCAGGUUCUUCAAGGCUCCAAAGGGAGGAGGGAGCCUCCGAGAGUCCACGUGGGGCCGCUGGAGUGCAGAUGUGAUCUCAGCUCACAGCAACCUCUGCCUCCUGGAUUCAAACGAUUCUCCUGCCUCAGCUUCCCAAGUAGCUGGGAUUACAGGCAUGCGCCACCACGCCCAGGGUUUGGCAAAUGGAUUCUGCAGAGUCAGAUGGCUGGAGUGCAGCGGCGUGAUCUCGGCUUAUUGCAACCUCCACCUCCUGGGUUCAAGCAGUUCUCCUGCCUCAGCCUCCCUAGUAGCUGGGAGUACAGCCAAUUCACCGAAAUUCCUGAAAGUUCAACAGUUGGCUCUCGUGAACAGCUCCAACUCAGCAUUAGUCUUAUCUGAGACCCCAACUUGGUCCACUGGAGACAGAGAUGCUCCUGCUGGCCUUGCAGAAGCAAACAGCAUGUUGUGAACAGCCCCUGGAGAGGACCCCAUGGCAGGGGACUAUAAGUGGCCUCCAGGACCUGAGGGCAGCCUCCAGCAGAAGGCCAGAAAGAAGCUGGGGCCCUCGGUCAUAUGGCCACAAGGAAAUGCAUGCUGCCAGCAGGCUGAGUGACCUUAGGAGAGGAUUCUUGCCCAGUUGAGGCUCUGGAUGAGAAUGCAGCCCAACUCAACCUGGAUUACAGCCAUGAGAGGCUCUGAGCAGAGGACCCAGCUGAGCUGUGCCCAGAUUCCUGCCCCAGGGAGACCGUGUGGUACUAAAUGGAUGUUGGUUUAAGCUGCUAAACUUGUGGUCAUUUGUUACACAGCAAUAGCAAACAAAUACAUAAUUAU